Molecule: messenger RNA, 3224 nt
Organism: Corticium candelabrum
Lineage: Eukaryota; Metazoa; Porifera; Homoscleromorpha; Homosclerophorida; Plakinidae
Exons: 10
Coding region: 84-3047 (987 amino acids)
Biological process (GO): DNA damage checkpoint signaling; DNA repair
Source: RefSeq, a predicted model, not a curated record
AACGCGCAUGCGUACUCCAAAGCUAUUGGCGCGCGGUCCUUCUACACAAACGUUUCCGUUUCUCACGUUCCAAUGUACGGUCCAUGGCACUUCCGAUCGAGAAUUUAGACGUACUGCAAGGUGUUCAACAUUCCAGGAAAGCUUUUUCUCACACGUCAACAACUCGUCCAUUCAAUUCAUCGACACAACUAGAAGGAUCGUCAAGAAAACGAGUUCUACAAACGAACAACACGAUCACUAGACCAUUCACGAACGGACUAAAGCCGUGGAGCAACAACGCAAUGGAUCUGGACGAUGACGACGACGACGCGCUUUUCAGUCAAGUAUGCGCCGCCUUUGAGUCAACAGAGAAGCAAGCGGGUAAUGACAGAAAAGAGAACGACAAGGCGUCGUCUGAUGGACAUCUGGACAACUACACUCUUCGCUCGAAGCUACAAGAGACGGAAUGGCAAUUGCAGAAUAUGCGUGACGAAUCGGAGAAGAAUUUGGGUGAAAUCCACAUGCUGCGCGACUAUUUGUCGCAGCAAGAGGCAAGCGAGAAGGAAAACGUGAGGACUAUUGAAGAGAAAUAUCAAAAACAUGUCGAGGUGGUGAUGGACGAGUUACAGAGAGCCAAGAGGGAAGCGGCAUCCCUACAGACGCAACUCCAAUUCAAGGAUAAAGAUGUGGAGGAGUCACAUGCUAAACUGAAACAACUGGAGCGGCAGCUGAGACAAUGUUCCGACACCAGUUUUGCAUCGAAUCAAUCAAAGCGGCCGAAGCUUUCUUUACCAGAAAAAAUGGAUGCAAAAGUGUCAGACGUUGCUCGUUUUCCUGAUGAUGUUACACUUGACAUUAAACAUAAGUCUGACAAGAAUAGCCCUGUAUUGAUACCGACACCGUCCAGCAGAGUUAUCGACAAAGGAACGAGCACGAGUGUUUCUACUCAAUGUUCGAUGCCCGGGAUACACAACGAGAUGGGUUUGGCAGGUAGACUGGCUACCAUUAGGAAACGGCAGCUUGUAGUGAAUCAAAGUGGUGCCGAGACGCCACAGCAAUUACUUCUCAGGAAGCUUUUAUCGUCUGCAGAGUCGAAUGUAUACAGCGUGAUGAGUUGUGCAUAUUCGAGUGAAUGUCGAGGAGACAUACUCACUCUACAAAAACAUCCCAUUGUCAUCUCCUCGGGUUUAACAUCCAGUCCGCUUCAGAGCCCUCUGUCUCGACCAGGAAUGCCGUUCGUAACCGGUGUGUCUAACACCGACAACGUCAUCUCUACUCUAUUGAACAAAUGUGUAGCUCCGAGGAAACAUUUGAAUUUCACGAGUCCGGUUGUUGAUAAACGAGAUCCGGUGGUGUCACCACUUUGUCACGAUUCUGUGUUUAAUUUGCAAGACAUUUUAGGGCGACUUGUGCGACAAGAAUCAGCAACUUCUACUGCACAUUCAUCGUCACUGUCUGCUCAUUGUAUUGACACAUUGCAAGUGGACGAUGCAGCCGAGUUGAAACUCCUUCCAUAUUUGGAGAGAUGCGUGCGGACGUGUUGUAACACAUUGUCUGAAUUGACUCUCAGCCACAGCAAAAGUUCGGCAGACGUAUCGCUUGGUACGCCAUCACUGUCCACCGACGAAGUCCCUAACUCAACUUUAGUGUGUUUGUUAAACAGUCUUCUUGUGUUGAAGACGUUUGUCGAUUACAGUCCAUCUAUUCGUGCUGCGUUACUCACUCGCUCACCAAGAUUGUCCGAUUUCUCUUCGGUUGAACCGUCAAUUUUGAGCAGAGAGACGAACGACGCUAAUUCCGGUUGUUCAAGCGAAGGAAGACUGAAUUGCGAAGUCGACAAGAGGAACAGCAUAGAACCAAUGGAUGCAGCGUUUACUCGAUGUGAGGCAGGUGCUACAACGAGCACUCCAUGCAGUCAGGUUGUUGCUAAGAGCUUGACAUGGAACAACCAUUCAUUGUCUCGACAUCCAAUUAUCAGAAUACAUUUUCUCACUCUUUCUCAAACGAAUGAGGCGGUUGUUGUUACUCCGUCGGCAGCGUCUCAUGCUUGUGUUGGGUUAACAGAGAAAGUGAAGGCUGGUGUUGCUGUUGGCAAAGGAAUGCAACAGACUUUAACAGGAGAAAGGAGUUUAAGUGAGUGGAGGAAAGUCUUGCUGGGUGGCAAGAACUGCAGUUUUAGUACACCUCAUGAAUCGUGGUCAUUUGAAAAGUCUACCAGUGGUGCUCAACAUGUUUCUUCAAAACAUCCUUUAUCGCAGGCUGUCAGUCCAAUUGAAGACUGUGCAAGUCGUCUACUUGGUGAUGUCAUACUCCUAGCUGCACCUAAACAAUUUGAACAAGAUGGUGUGUCCAACGUUCCUCUUUUAGUUCCUAUUGUUUGCCUUGAAAUAUUUGAGUCUUUGGCUAGCAAUUCGUCUGAGAUGCAAGUUGACAGAUUUUCGGUACUGAUCACGAGAGGUAUUCUUGAGGCUUGCGUGAGCAUAAGGCAUUUUCUCGUAUUAAAACUUGUUUCUGCCGUCUUGCUGCAUUUUUCAAAGUCUGGAAAGAUGAUUCAGUUGCUUAAUACACAUUCAGGAUGUCUCAAGAAGUUAUUCCACAUCUGGACUGAUCAGCCCUCUAGAUGCACACCAAUCGAGUGGAGAAAUCUAAGUCUUCAGCUUAUUCAGCUUGCCACAGCAUUGACAAACGCAUCAACUCAUCUCAUGUUGCAAUCAGCGUUGACCGGAGAACUCAUUAGAGGCCUUAUACUACUGCUACACAGGGAAUUGACUGAGCUCAACGAUGCGAACAGAACGAACACGUCUGUUGCACUGCUGGCGUCAUCAUGUGCAGUGUUGCUGUUGAGACACGGUGCAUGUUUGCUCUACCUUCUAUGGUGUUCUGUUGGCUCGUUCGGUGAGCAUCGUGCCGCAGUAGACCAAUACUAUAUUCAUCUGUUGUGUAGUCUCAUUCGAGUCUUUCAGCAGUCGGAGAUUGUGUCACAACUGGAAGUAUUGUCUCUGCAAGAGAUGCGGGAUUCUGAUCAGUUGGAAGAAUCACAAGACAAUAGUUACAUGGAUACGACAUAAGAGAGACAGUACAGGACAUAUAGUGGAUUUUUGUCCCCGUUUUCUAUUGGAUCAGACACUGCUGGCCUUAGUUGAGUUGUCCUUUUGUAGAUAGGAGUUUGGGCAAUGAACAGCCGUUUGGUAUCACUGAUGUUGAUUGUAGAGUUUAUGCGAAUAGAACGUGGACAAUUGUUUUCA